AUCAGCUCCAGUGGCUCCGAUCUCCUUCCCCCAUUCGCCAUUUCUCCUCUUCCAUUCCCCCCACUGAAACCGAAGUUCAGCAUCGCGUGGGAGAUGAUCAUAAAGGGGGUGUUCCGGAGAGGCAAAAGGUGGGACCCGGUUCGCCCCAUAUACGGAUCCUUCUGGGGCGUUGGAAUCGGGAUCGGGUGCGGAGUCGGAUGGGGACCCGGAUUCGGCCCGGAGGUGGUUGGCUAUGUUGGAUCCGGAUGCGGCGCUGGGUUCAGUAUCGGCAUCACUCUGGCCGGUUUCGGGAUCGGCCUUCCCGCCAAUUCCUUCUUCACCAAUGGAGUUUCUGAAUCAAGCAGACUACAGAGUAUUUCCGAGUUGCAACAGAAAAUAGGAAGGGCUUUUGGUAGUAUAAUGGUGAAAGAUUGUAUGAAGAAUACAAUAGAUUUCUCAGGCUUGAAAAGCAUAGGAUUGUUGCUUACAAAAAGGCUUUUGGAUGGAAAGGAAGGAAGAAGGUGAAAUCGACAAGGGUAGGGAGAACUUACCAAAAUUUACUACAGAGUAGAACAUCUCAUUCGGUAAAAAGUAAACCAUAACUUCAUAAUGCUUCUAAACAUACUACUCCGUAUUACAUAUUGUACAAAGUAAGUACUCCGCGUAUAAUUCGUCACUGAUUUCAGAACUAUAUAUGAGUAGUUUCAAUUACUACUGUAUGAGGAAACACAUUGCCUAUAAAGAUUAGCAGAAGAGGAUUUCUCAAAACUGAUGUAAUUUAGAGAAAUUCCAUUUUCUUCCCUGCAACCUUGGAAGUAAUCCCAUCUUUGCCCUUGUCAUUUUACAUUUUGAUUCUUCUUUUGGCUUAUUAUGUUGGGUUCCAUGGGCUACAAUGCUAGAUUUUAUCAACAAAAGUUUUUUUAAACAUGUGGUCAUUAUUUAGCUUAUUAUAAGGUCAAUCACAUUUUCUACCUUAUUUGAUUGCAUUAGUGGAAGGGUAGAAGUACUGCCUCAGGAGUAAAAUCAAAAUUCUUGUAUAUUCUCUCACAACUGGGUUUAAUUGUUAUUUUCUUGUUUUCAUUUGUUAUCAGUUAUCCACCCUCCAUAUUCAAUAAAGAAACUAUGAUAAAGAUUGUUACUAGAUUCAUCCCUCAUUUGACUAUAUCUACCUCAUUAAUAUCAAAAGGACAAGUUUAUCCAUGUGUUUAAAAGAGAAAGGAAAGAAGUAAAAGGACAAAGUUGUUCAUCUCUUAUAAAUAGAGUAGAUUUGAACAGGACAAAGUAGCAUUGUUGUUUGAACUUUACCCAUCAUCUUUCAAAUGUGUAGGCAAAUUUAUUAAAAUGUGGCAUAACAAGGUGAGAGUAAGUACAACUGCCUCUCAAAUGGAGUCAUAUAUUAGAACAGAAUGAGAGUCCUACUAAAGUGUGCAGCCAUUUGGGGGCUCAUUCAUUUAUUUAUGAGGUGAGGGUAUCAAAGAUGGAGUUGCUGCAUAUUAUUUGAAAUCCUAAAAGUUUUUCUGUUUGAGUGUUGUGGUGAGCCAACCAUACAUAAGUAAAAGAUCAUAUGCAAGCAGAGAAAACCUUUGUUGAUGCCUUCAUAUAUGCACAACUUGAGGACUGCUUGGAACUGUUGUCUCUCUCAUCAUCUCAAGCAUCUGCAUGCCAUACAUACAUAUUGAAAUGAGUUUGUAGAUCAGAUAUCUUGCCAUUUGCCCUUAUGGGUCUAGACUCUUACUAGGCAAAGAAAAUAGGCAAAAACCCAUAAGAGGACAAUUGGAAGAAAAUAAUAUGCAAGUAAGAAU
This is a messenger RNA of Cuscuta campestris, 1781 nucleotides long. Lineage: Eukaryota; Viridiplantae; Streptophyta; Magnoliopsida; Solanales; Convolvulaceae. The record is from the annotation of a GenBank genome assembly.